AUGGCCAAGUUGUGAAGGUCAUUGCCUUCAAACAACUUGUGGAUUUAUUCAUGUGAGGAAGCUAUUCAGCUAGCAUAUAGAACAUUGAUGGUUCUACUAAGGUGCCCACUUGUGCUUAAAGUAAAGCAUGCAGGGACACCUGAGGUUUUCAUUCACCAUUAAAGCUGGAAAGUCGCCAUAUAACCUCUGCUGUGUUGUCGCGACGUAAUGCCCAACCAAAACCAAAUAAAAGUUAUGUGGAUGGUUCGCCUUCUUGGUGCUGUUUUAAUAACCCAAACAUUUGAAGUGUCUGGAAAAGUUUCAAGAUAUACGCUUGAUCAACAAAAUAUAUGUCAAUCAGCUAAUGUAUUCACCCCACCAUGGCUUCUAGAAAAUGAUGUUGUGUUAAUUAAUGCCAAAAGCAGCGUGGAAAGAAACAGACUGUUCCCAGAAUGUGUCAUAAAAUUAGGGCCUGACCCUGAUUCAACUAAAAAAACAGUGAAACUAAAAAUAGAAUCAUUCUAUAUUACAUCUUGUGGAGUAUAUCUAGCAGUGGAACAAUCACCGAGGACAUUUUUUGAUACAGAUGUUUCAACGCUAUUUAAUUUCUCGUGCCAUACAAAGCCAGCAUCAAAUUUAGAGUAUCAUGGUGAUGCUAACAACAAUAUAAAAAUAUUCCUACUCAAAGAAAACAGACAUUUGCUAGAUUAUAACUUCAUAUUGAACGUCACUUUAGUUGAUCAUGAGGAAGUGGCUGCAGGUAUAUCGUCAGCUGUUGUUAUAGGUAUCUGUGUGGUAGCUGCCAUAUUUCUGAUCGGAGCUGCUUGUAUAUCGUACCGGUGCUUAAUGAUAAAAAGAUUCUCGAAACAACAGUUUGAAACUGAUCAUGUGUUCCGACAAAGUAACCUGGCUCAUCAGAUUCAAGAUUUACCACUAGGGUCGACCAGAUACUCAAACCUCCCUUUAGGAGAAAUAGACCAAACCGGCAGUGUUCAUAGUCAAACAUGUAUUGUUGGUACACUAGGGACUGAUGGUUUAUGUACUGUUUGCCACAGAAAUCACGAUGAUUUUGCUCAUGUUGUUGAUAUCGGGCCUAACGGAGAAAUCAUAGAGUCACAUGACAGUCACUCCCACCCGCAUCAUCAGACAUCACAUAUAAGAUCUAGUGAUAGAGACAUUGUAAUACGUCCUGACAGUCGUACUUCAACACCCCGUACCAGACAUGUGCAUAAUGUUAAUUUAGGGGCCCAUAGACACAAUUCACCGCUUUCAGACUCAACGUCUAGACUCGCACCCCAAAUUCGUGCUAGUGGGUUGUCAAGUAGCGGUGAAUUAAUGGUCGAUGAUGAUGAUGACAUUGAUAUUGAUGUGAGCGGUAAUGAUUUAAUCCCACCCUCGUAUGAUUUAUCCCCCCCUUCAUAUGACGAGGCAGUGAAUAUGCCAAAACCUGAAGAAGAGUUACAACGGCCUAUUGCGGGCUUCAAAUUUAAAUUUAAUUUCCGAAACAGAUCCCCUCUUUUCAAAAACUUUUUAAAACUCUUUAAACCUAAAAGGUGUUAG
This is a messenger RNA of Ruditapes philippinarum (Manila clam), 1539 nucleotides long. RefSeq lists its product as uncharacterized. The transcript has 6 exons. The record is from RefSeq and is a predicted model, not a curated record. Bases 208 to 1539 code for a protein of 443 amino acids. NCBI's taxonomy places the organism in Eukaryota, Metazoa, Mollusca, Bivalvia, Venerida, Veneridae.